UGAGGCAUCACCUCAAGAUGACUCGCCUACCUCAAGUCUGGGCGCUGGCUUUCCUGUCACUGAGAGGGAUUUUUCCCCAGCUCCUCGUGGAACAUCUCAGCUUGGAGGAAGGUCAGAAUCUGGAUCUCCAUUGCGUCACCAGUAAAGUCAACACUUCGGCUCUAGAAUGGAAGGAUCCCGGCGGCUUUGCGAUAUUUUUCAACGAUUGGCAAGUCACAAGAGAUGGAAGGUAUCAACUUCUAAAUUACUCCAACGAUUCACUGUCCAUUCGUCUGUCCAACAUAACAAGACACGAUGAGGGUCUGUUCACCUGUCUCUACUACAGUGAGAAUAUUGGAACCAAAGUAGUGAACGUUACAGUUUGGGCUCCACCUUCCAAACCUUUGUUGGAAGUGUUGAGGAACACAAUAAGCUACACAGAAGAAAAUAUCAUCUUAAGGUGUUCCACGGAGGGCAGCUGGCCUGUUCCUCAGAUCACCUGGCUGCUACAGAACGGAAUGGAAAUCUUUGGAAACAAUCAACACCGAUUGGAAGCCAAGAGGUUCCACUCCGUAAGCAACUUGGCUGUCUAUGCAUUCCCCCAAGGCUCUGUCAUUUCUUGUGUGAUACACCACAAAGCCUUAGGAAGAAGAAAUUUAACUCUGACUUUGCACCUGGAACAUGCCAAACAAAAACAGAAGACAGAAGGAACCUUUAGCAUACCAACGUUGUCUCCAACCAAGGAAGCAGAAACACAAAGUUCUAAUGCCGCCAACGAAUCCAAUCCAACCUUCAACGUAACAGAAGGAAACCCAACCACACAAACACCGUUCCCAAGUACAGAUAGGGAGGUUUGGGCAAACAAUCAAACAAACAUGACUUACAGAGGCUUUGUGGAGGAACAAGCCACCAUUUUGUUCCCGGGUCUUGUGUCCAUUCUCCUUCUUGCUCUCUUGAUCAUGGUCCUUCUCUUUGUGGUGAAGCUGUGGAAAGCACACAGGGACUGGAAAAAAGAAAAUAAUAAUAAUGCUUCUGAGCAACCCAUUGAGAGCUACAGGCCUAAAGCAAACGAAGCCUCUUCCAGACUCGAGAACAAUAUAUGCGUGAUCCCCUGGAGGAACAGCGAGAAGUAUGUAAUUCAAGAAUCAUAUACCAGGAAGCCAAACUCUUCAGAAGGAAGUCAUGAUUCUUCGGUCUUCGAAAAAGAAUUGUCCCACCUUAAAGAAACGGAUAUGUAAACCCUAAGGACGAUAUUGUGCUGUGUUUAGCGGCAAGAACCAUCUUCUCUUCCCAUUUUUCUUUCUUGCACUGCCCCGUUCUGCAAAAAAAGAUCUCUUCAAAAACCCAGAUUUUGGAGAGGAUUUCAGAUGAGAGCCUCCUAGCGCCUCUCAGAACAAUAUUGCA
This is a messenger RNA of Ahaetulla prasina, 1383 nucleotides long. RefSeq names its product cytotoxic and regulatory T cell molecule (gene CRTAM). Gene Ontology annotation, molecular function: signaling receptor binding. The record is from RefSeq and is a predicted model, not a curated record. Gene Ontology annotation, biological process: detection of tumor cell; cell recognition; positive regulation of natural killer cell mediated cytotoxicity directed against tumor cell target. The coding region runs from base 18 to 1217 and encodes 399 amino acids. Gene Ontology annotation, cellular component: plasma membrane. NCBI's taxonomy places the organism in Eukaryota, Metazoa, Chordata, Lepidosauria, Squamata, Colubridae. The transcript is spliced from 10 exons.